GGCGCCGGCCACCGGUCCAAGGACAGAACCAUGAAGACCCUCGUGUGCAGCAUCGGCAUCACCCUGGUGGCGGUGGGCCUGUCGGCGCUGGUGAGCGCCCAGGCGCCGGCGGCCGACCCCAAGCUGGAGGAAGUGAUCGCCAAGCUGCCCACCCCGGGCAGUGGCCAGGUCUUCGUGCGCACCAUCCCGGCCGACGUGCUCAGGGACUACCCCGGCCGCUGCUUCUCGUACAACAACUACGAGUUCUAUAACGUCAACGACACGUGGAACAUCAACGGCGUAUGUGCCAUGGCCGAGUGCAUGGCACUGCCCAUCAACCAGGACGGUCAGCUCGGCCUCUUCGAGCAGGUGUUCGACUGUGGCCCCAGCGUGGUAAAGACGGUCAAGGAGUGCACCUACACGCGCGAGGCGGACCUCACCAAGAAGUUCCCCGACUGCUGCCCCACCUUCACCUGCACGGACGGCUUUGACGCGCGUGACCUGCUGCGGCCCGCCGUCCGGUCGGCAGGCGAGGGCGCUGCCGCCGCCGACGCCGAGCAGCCGGCCGAUGCGCCCGCCCAGUGAUCACACACACUCCGUCCGUCUUCUUCCCUCCGCUCCCUCCGUUUUCUCCCCUCGCGCCCCGUGUGCGAGCCCUCAGUAUUGUAGGUCGACCUGUGCUCCGUGCGUGUAGGUCGGCUUGUGCUCCGUGCGCGCUCCGAGCCGCGGCGAUGACAGGCCGCCGCGCUCCGACACACCUACCAAAUAUUGCCGAGCUGUCGGCGACCGACAUGUAAACACGAGACAAUACACUAUUUAUGUAGA
Amphibalanus amphitrite is the source of this 804-nucleotide messenger RNA. RefSeq lists its product as uncharacterized. The coding region runs from base 31 to 564 and encodes 177 amino acids. The record is from RefSeq and is a predicted model, not a curated record. The transcript has 4 exons. NCBI's taxonomy places the organism in Eukaryota, Metazoa, Arthropoda, Thecostraca, Balanomorpha, Balanidae.